This is a messenger RNA of Hypomesus transpacificus, 3188 nucleotides long. It is a transcript of the gene slc30a4, whose product is annotated as solute carrier family 30 member 4. Gene Ontology annotation, biological process: response to zinc ion; zinc ion transmembrane transport. Gene Ontology annotation, molecular function: zinc ion transmembrane transporter activity. The transcript is spliced from 8 exons. NCBI's taxonomy places the organism in Eukaryota, Metazoa, Chordata, Actinopteri, Osmeriformes, Osmeridae. Bases 362 to 1684 code for a protein of 440 amino acids. The record is from RefSeq and is a predicted model, not a curated record. Gene Ontology annotation, cellular component: plasma membrane.
GUUCUGUGAUGCCGAUGCAACCAAACUUGCUACCAGCUCUCAAGGUAGGUAGCUCUAGCUGUCAUGUCAAACCAGCUAGAGCUAGCUGUUGUGGUUAAGACAAUGUUAUUACUUCCUGUAAGAGGAAAAUAGCUGGCUGGUCUCGCAAACUAGUUACACAGUAGGCUACACUGUGUUUUGAAAAUAUGCUAGGUAGCUAGGUUAAUAACGGACUGUCUGGACUGGGUGGACACUAUUGGUGUCUGAAGAGGACUGCGUUUACUGACAGCACGAUGUCCUCUUGCCUGAUGCGAUGUAUAUGACGUCCACAUGCUAACAUCAAAUUCAGGUUUAGUUAGCUAUACUCCUCCCAGAAUUAAUAAUGUCAGGUGCGAGGAUAAUGACCAAGUUGCGGUCAGCCUUCAAGAAGGAGCGUGACGAUUGGGACCUGAGUGACACGGCACCCUUCGACUUUUCCGACGAGCUGGUAGACGACGAAAUCCCCAAAUUCAACAAGCUGAAAGUGGUUGUUUCGGGGGACAUGGAGGAUUAUUCCGCCGGAGCCUCGUCCAAUGGAGUAGUUGUCAACACGCUGGUGGCAGACGAUGACGACUCCUUGCUGGGUUCUUCUUCAAGUCUUGGUAGUCCUGGGCUCAACAUGGACCCAUGUGAGAGUUGCAUCAAGAAGAAAGAACAGAUCAAAAGGAGGAGAGUGAUGAAGAAACUGGGCUGCGCUGCUCUGCUGUAUUUCCUUUUCAUGAUAGGGGAACUCAUAGGUGGGUAUUUUGCUAACAGCUUAGCCAUAAUGACUGAUGCCCUGCACAUGCUUACGGACCUGGUGGGCAUUGUUGUGUCUUUGCUGGCCCUGUGGCUCUCUGCAAAACCUCCCACCAAGACGUACACCUUCGGACUGCAUCGGCUGGAGGUGGUGUCUGCCGGCAUCAGUGUGCUGCUCAUCUACAUCCUGACGGGAGUGUUACUGAACGAGGCGGUGCAGAGAACUGUACACCAAGACUUCUCCAUAAACGGAGACGUCAUGCUCAUCACUGCAGCCGUAGGAGUGGCUGUCAACCUGAUAAUGGGCUUUUUGCUGAAUCAGAACGGCCACCUCCACUCCCACGGGCACGGGCACGGGCAUGGACAUGGACACUCCCAUGGUCCCCCCUCUUCCUCCGGCCCCCAGUCCUCAGGCCAAGGUCAGCAGAGGAGCCAUGGGAGCCUGGCUGUCCGGGCUGCCUUCAUCCACGCCCUUGGAGACCUGGUACAGAGUGUAGGGGUACUCAUAGCAGCCUACAUUGUCCGCUUCAAGCCAGAGUACAAACUGGCGGACCCUAUCUGUACCUAUGUGUUCUCCGUCCUGGUGCUUUUUACCACCUUCCGUAUUAUACGAGACACAGGAGUCAUCAUACUGGAAGGAGCCCCCAGGCAUUUGGACAUUCAGCGAAUCAAAGAAGACCUUUUGAAGAUUGAAGACGUCCAAUCAGUGGAUGAGCUGAACGUGUGGGCGCUGACUUCAGAUAAGAUCGUUGCGCUGGUACACCUACAGCUCUUGCCCUCUAGUGCCAGUGCGUGGGAGGACGUCCAGGCCAAGUCUCGCCACCUGUUGCUCCACACCUACGGUCUGGCCAGGUGCACCGUGCAGGUCCAGACAUACAGACAGAGGCCCGUAAACACCUGUGGACACUGCCAGCUGCCCAGCACCUGAGGCCUGACACACAGGCCUCGCCUCACAUACCUGCUUCCAGGUGAACGAGUCCAAGACAGGCACAACAGCAUUCAAUGCAACCAGUUCAUCACAGGUCAGUGUUGCAGGAUAUGCAAGUAGACUGACACUUAGGUUUGUGCCAAAGGACAGUAAACUGAACUGACGGUCAGCGGAUGCAAAUGUCUUACUUAAGGGUGGCUACUUCCUCCAGAGACUUUAACCUAUGCCUGCGAAGCUCAAGCUUAAUCUUUAAUCACCAUUAAAGCCUAUGUUUAACUUUGUUCCUCUUUUUGUAUUCAUUUAUUCAGUUGUUAGUGUUGUACUAAGCAAAUGAUUGUCAGAUGUAAUUUUAUUGUUUCUCUUCCUCUUCAAACAAACUGUAUUUCUUUUUAAUUUUUGCUAUUGAAAUGCACAGGUGCCUCUGUCAUGAUAUCAUGUCAUAUGGUCUACAAUGCAUCCUGGGGCUUGUACCAUACAACGAGAUUACUGAAUAAACCGGGCUUAUGUCAGGGAAAGUAACUAACAUAAGCCUGGCUUAUUCGGUAAACACGUUUUAUAGAACAGGCCCCAGGAUGCAUUGUAGACCAUAUGACAUGAUAUCACACAUUUCCAUUGACUUGGAUGCAGCAAGUAGUAUACUCUUGUUUGACUCGUUCUUGUUAUGUAUCCGAUUCCUAUCAUAUCCACAUGCUUUUGUUGAUGUGUCUGAAAAGGGCUGACACUCAUUCUAAGCUUUGCAUGCACCAAUUUUAGAGAGGGGAGUCUUUUUUUGCCUCAGUAACCACAUUAAAACAAAAUUAAUGUACAUGUUUAUUUACCAGCAGCUCAGUAUGAUUGAAAACCAGGAGACAAUCAAAAUUUGGCAGUAUUUGAUUUGUGUUUGACACAAAAGUUAAAGAGGAUCAUGCCUGGUCCUAAUCUGUGCAUAGGAGAUGACAUGAGUACGUUCUUUGAAUGUCUCGUUUUAACGUAAUCUCUUUUCAGCAGACAAGUGAAAAGAUGUUGUCACCAUGUCAGAGAUGUAGUAUUUUCCAAAGCAACUGUACUGAAUUGAAAGGUGUAGAAUGUGCCAAGUCAUGUUAUGGCCUACAAAAGGCUUGUUUGGUUUCUUAAAGGAUCAACAACCUUGCCUGAGAUCAUUGAUAUCAAGAGGAAUUUAAUACUGAAUUUGAGGAGAAACUUUUGAGAGAAACUAUUUUCCAUAUGUUUCCCUUACUAGAGUAAAAUCAGCUCAUGCCUUUUUUGUGUUAUUUAGUGAUUUGCACAUUCCUCCAACUUGAAACUUUUAUUUUGCAGUAUUUUUACAAUACUAAAAUGACAGUUUAAUAUUCUGUAUCUAUUUUGAACUAACAUCAGAUAAUAAGGCACUAAACUGCCUAUUGUCAUGCUUCAUUUUACUAACGGCACGAAUAUCACAGUCUCUCAACUGGAAUACUGAUUGACACCAAGAUGUGAAUGAAUAAACUGUUGUUACAUGCAGAAUAAACCCUUUUGAACACUCAAA